UGGUUGGAUGCUGUAAUUCGGAGGCAGAGAUCGCCGCCUCCUCGCCGCGAGGGAAGCAGCUGGGAGUUGGGGGAGAAAGGCUUUGGGUUUUGGGGAGGGCUGCGGCCAACAGGAUUUAUUGUCCUUUUUUCCCCUGAUUCUGUAUUUCUGUUGCCUUUCUCGACGUCUUCCCCGUUGUCGCUCCUCUCGUUUUCUUCCCACGACCAUGCCUUUCGAUUUCCCAUGGCUCAAGAACCCCGCCGCCACCUCGACUCCAAACCCUAAUCCUUCGAAACCCAGCAACCCCAACCCUUUCCUCGCCAUCCAAGCCCAUCUCACCUCCUUCCUCUCCUCUCUUCCCCUCCCACGGGCCCUCCCACCGCCAUGGGCUCGCAUCCCCUCCUCCUCCUCCUCGCCGGUGGCCCUGCCAGUUGCCGAGAUCGAGGACCGGCUCUCCGGGGUACCCGUUUACGCGCUCGCGAACUCCUCCCAGGAGUUUGUGCUCGUGUCGAAAACCCACGGAGGCGGGGCUGAGGGCGAGAGCAGUGGUGCGAGGCCGCCGCCGGCGCUCGGGGUGCUCUGCUUCCGGAGGGAGGACGCCGACGCUCUCCUGGCACAAAUGGACGGCACUAUGCGGGCCGGCUCAACCGUUGUUCCUGUUGCGCUCAACAAGGUUAUCCAACUUAAGUCUGAUGGUGUGGCGUUUAGGUUUCUUCCUGAUUUUACUCAAGUGGCUAAUGCAAUGAAGUUGAUGCAAGAUGAAGGGCAGUUAGUUAAUGAGGGCUUUCUAGGAGUUCCAGUUUUCCAGUCCAGGAGCCUUGUCCUGAUGAGUGAUAGCAAGAGAUGCCGUCCAGUUUUCUUUCGAAAGGAGGACUUGGAUAACUCACUGCACCGAGCAUCUCGUGACCAGCAAAAGCCUAACCCUGUUAGGAUCGGUGACACUCAGGUUUCUUCGUUGGAAGAUAUGAUCACAUCUAUGAAGGAUAGCUCCUCCUCGACAUGGGAUGAUGUCGUUUUUAUUCCUCCGGGAUUCGACCUCGCUACUGGCUCAAAGUAGAUCUUUCUGUAUAAUGAAGUUUACUAGCUGUUAUAAGUACUUGCACAUGGACUUAUGUUGGUAUUAAUUUGUAACCCACAUGUAAGAUUGUCGUUCCCUACUCUACAAAAAAUUAAUGUGUCGAUGAAUAUUAUGUCGGUUGCGUUCA
Molecule: messenger RNA, 1184 nt
Organism: Brachypodium distachyon (stiff brome)
Lineage: Eukaryota; Viridiplantae; Streptophyta; Magnoliopsida; Poales; Poaceae
Product: protein TIC 22-like, chloroplastic
Exons: 7
Coding region: 206-1036 (276 amino acids)
Biological process (GO): protein transport
Cellular component (GO): chloroplast
Source: RefSeq, a predicted model, not a curated record